AUGGCAAACAAAACAAAAGGAUAUCCUAGGGAUUAUAUUAUAAAUAAUAAAUAUUAUAGUGUUAAAUUUAAUAAUAAAUUUAAAACAUAUUUAGCUGGUUUAUUCGAAGGAAAUGCUAAAAAAUUAUUAGAAAUAAUAGGAUCAGGUUAUAUAAUAUAUAAACCUAAAGAUAAUGCUUGUAUUUUAGUUGUUUCACUUGUAGUAGGAUUAAAGAAAAUAGUUUCUUUAAUAAAUGGUGAAUUAAGAACACCUAAAAUACAUAGAAGUUUUUCAGUACAACAUACUAAGAUUGAAAAUAAUGCAAAAAAAAGAAAAAUUUCUUGUAGAUUAAGAAUUGAGCAAAUAAUGCUAGAUCCUGUAACUGGUUAUAGUUAUUUAAAAGUUUUAACAAAUAUAGCUAAAUUUCUUAAUUGUAAUUUGUUAACUAGAAAACAAAAAUCUACAGGUAACGAGUAUUAUAUUAUUACAGCAUCUAGUAAAAUAUCUUUAGAUAUUUUAGUUAAAUACUUAGAAGUUUAUCCUAUAUAUUCAAGUAAAUAUUUAGAUUAUAAAGAUUGA
Molecule: messenger RNA, 558 nt
Organism: Penicilliopsis zonata CBS 506.65
Lineage: Eukaryota; Fungi; Ascomycota; Eurotiomycetes; Eurotiales; Aspergillaceae
Exons: 3
Coding region: 1-558 (185 amino acids)
Molecular function (GO): endonuclease activity
Source: RefSeq, a predicted model, not a curated record